Kuraishia capsulata CBS 1993 is the source of this 996-nucleotide messenger RNA. RefSeq lists its product as uncharacterized. Bases 1 to 996 code for a protein of 331 amino acids. The transcript has a single exon. The record is from RefSeq and is a predicted model, not a curated record. NCBI's taxonomy places the organism in Eukaryota, Fungi, Ascomycota, Pichiomycetes, Pichiales, Pichiaceae.
AUGAUGUCAAGAGAUAUUUCAAGAGAUGUCAUCAGAGGACUCACCAUUCUCGAGAUGAACCACACCGAGUUCUCGAGCUCACCCAUAUUCGACCAUGCCUCUUAUCAAGACAAGAAGCUUAACUACGCAGACACAAUUUUUCCAUGUUUCUCGUUUUUGACCGGGUUCUCCGGCAGACCAGUGCCUUUCGUAAAGAAUUUGCAGACGAUUGGGCUGGGGUUAUGUUUCAAUGCCCUCCCAAUCCUCGUGAACGGUGGCAGGCUGAGACUACCAGGCGUGUUGCAAAGACACGGUUUGGCCUCAAUUAUAUUGAGUGCUAGUCCUGAAAAGGGUUAUAUAUUUCCAGUUCUGAGUACAGCUACCUGGUUUGCGAUUUCUGUGUUUCUGGCAGCUGAUCCCAAGGAUCCAUUCACAAAGCCGGAGGAUACCGCCCAACAGCGCAUUGACAAACCUAUUUUCAAGGAUAGGAUCUACAGCUCUUCUUAUGAUCCCGAGGGCCUGCUAGGUGCAUUGAUGACAGCAGUCACGAUUUGGUCGGGAACUUGGUUCUCUCGGCAGGGGUUUUCGCUGAUUGAGGCUCUGGCCUGUGGUAGUGCUUUACUAGCUACUGGUAAACUGCUGUCUCUGGCGUCUCCCAAGUUUCUGCCUGUCUCAAAACCUCUGUGGUCUCCUACAUUUACAUUGAUGACCUCAGGUUAUAGUAUCUGCAAGUGUGCCCUGGUGAAAGCGAGUAUUCCUUAUCUCCCGGUGUCUCUUCUUCGUGCAUUGGGAACGGUUGGAAAAAAGUCUAUGGAGGUAUACUUCUUCGGCGAAAUUCUGGACAUUGCAUUGAAAUACGGCGGUUCCAAGUCUAUCUGGGUUAAGGCUAAGUCUUGGUUAGAGUCCCGCGUCGGAAGCACUAUUUCUGAGAUUAUUAUGAUUCUUAGUAGCGAUGUUGCGCUGGCCGCAUUCGCUUUCGCAUGCUCGCGUUAUGAUUGGAGUAUCCGUCUGCUCUAA